Messenger RNA from Lampris incognitus (smalleye Pacific opah), 347 nucleotides. RefSeq names its product actin, muscle-like. Lineage: Eukaryota; Metazoa; Chordata; Actinopteri; Lampriformes; Lampridae. The record is from RefSeq and is a predicted model, not a curated record.
AUGAGCACUGCUGCCUCCUCUUCUUCCCUGGAGAAGAGCUAUGCGCUGCCUGACGGACAGGUCAUCACCAUUGGCAAUGAGAGAUUCUGUUGCCCAGUCUUCCAGCCUUCCUUCCUCGGUAUGGCUUCCUUUAGAAUCCAUGAGAUCACCUACAACAGCACCAUGAAGUGUGAUAUUGACAUUCGUAAGGACCUUUACGCCCACACCGUGCUGUCUGGAGGUACCACCAUGUACCCUGGCAUUGCUGACCGGAUGCAGAAGGAGAUCACAUCCCUGGCCCCAUCCACCAUGAAAAUCAAGAUCAUUGCCCCACCUGAGCAUUAAUACUGUCUGGAUUGGAGGCUCUA